Molecule: messenger RNA, 282 nt
Organism: Cornus florida
Lineage: Eukaryota; Viridiplantae; Streptophyta; Magnoliopsida; Cornales; Cornaceae
Product: histone H4-like
Exons: 2
Coding region: 1-282 (93 amino acids)
Biological process (GO): nucleosome assembly
Molecular function (GO): protein heterodimerization activity; DNA binding; structural constituent of chromatin
Source: RefSeq, a predicted model, not a curated record
AUGGUCGGAAGAAGCAAAGGCAGAAAGGGCUUGGGCACGGGAGGUGCCAAACAUCACCGGAAAGUUAUCCGGGACAACAUCCAGAGCAUUAUGAAGCCAGCGAUCCGCCGUCUGGCCAGAAGAAGUGGUGUGAAGAGGAUCAACGGGUUGAUCUACGAGGAGACUCGUGGAGUUCUCAAGAUCUUCCUCGAGCACGUCAUUCGCGAUGCCGUGACCUACACCGAGCAUGCUAGGAGGAAGACGGUGACCACCUUGGACAUGGUUUAUGCUUUAGAGAGGUAG